This is a messenger RNA of Lobosporangium transversale, 715 nucleotides long. Its product is annotated as ferritin-like superfamily. Lineage: Eukaryota; Fungi; Mortierellomycota; Mortierellomycetes; Mortierellales; Mortierellaceae. Gene Ontology annotation, biological process: iron ion transport; intracellular iron ion homeostasis. Bases 96 to 614 code for a protein of 172 amino acids. The transcript has 4 exons. Gene Ontology annotation, molecular function: ferric iron binding; ferrous iron binding. Gene Ontology annotation, cellular component: cytoplasm. The record is from RefSeq and is a predicted model, not a curated record.
AUUCAAAUUCUCCAUUUUAUUCUUCCUUCAUACAAUUUCGUUUUUUUUUCAACAACUGAUAAACAAUUAAAGAUUUUUUCAAUUUUUUCUGCAUCAUGUCUCUUUGCAAGCAAAAUUUCGCCUCUGCCAGUGAAGAAGCUAUUAACUACCAGAUAAGUCAAGAGCUUCAAGCAUCACAAGUCUAUCUUUCAUUAGCCUCAUGGGCAGACAGUUCCAACCAGGGCUUUCCAGGGCUCCAACAGUUUUUCAAGAAGAGUGCUGAAGAGGAGCGUGAGCAUGCUCAGAAGCUUAUAGAGUACCAGAAUCGUCGUGGAGGUCGUGUCGUCCUUCAGACUCUUCAGGCGCCAGAAAUGGAUUGGAAUUCUCCUCAGAAUGCUAUCGAGGCAACAUUGCAGCUUGAAAAAGAUGUGAACAAGAGUUUGCUUAACUUGCACAAGGUUGCGGAUGAAAGUAAUGAUUCUCAAUUGACCGAUUUUAUCGCCUCAGUGUAUCUUCCUGAGCAGGUAGACGGCAUUAAGAAGAUUGCCGAUCUUUUAACUCAGCUGAACCGUGUUGGCGGAGAUGGUCUCGGAUUGUAUCUUUGGGACCAAGAGUUGUUGAAGCAGUAUUCCUGAGGCCUGAAACCUUAAACAUUCGUCACAUCCUCCUUCUCCUCCUCCAACUCUUCCCUAUCUUGUAAAUUAUAUGCAGGCUUUUGUUCAAUUCUAUCUACAAU